AUGAAUACAAACAUAACGACAUCUGUUGCACUAGAUCGAUCAUCUAUCAAAGGUAAAAUUGUUCUCGAUAAUAUUGAUAUCAGUCGUAUCACAGUUCGUCAACUACGUUCGAAUCUCGAUGUUAUUCCUCAACAACCUGUCCUUUUUAGUGGUGCUCUCAGAUAUCAUCCCGACUCAUUUAACUAUUACUCGGAUGAACAAUUAUGGACAGUACUCGAAGCAGUACAGAUCAAACCAAUAAUAGCUAAAAGUUCAAAUAAUCUUCUUUCGUCUGUCUUUCAAUGGGGUGCAAAUUUUAGUUCCGGUCAACGUCAAUUGACUUGUGUUGCUCGGGUUAUUCUCACAGAAUGCAGAAUUUUAUUAACUGAUGUGGCUACUAACGAUCACCUACUUUUGUUGAAUGAUGAGUUAGUUGUUGACUAUGAUUCGUCAUCAAAAAUACGAUCUCGCUUACAAUAA
Molecule: messenger RNA, 459 nt
Organism: Rotaria socialis
Lineage: Eukaryota; Metazoa; Rotifera; Eurotatoria; Philodinida; Philodinidae
Source: the annotation of a GenBank genome assembly